AUGGAUGAAGGGGGUGAACCCCAGGACUACAUUCGUAUAUCCUCAGAAAAGCUCUCGGCUGAUGAGGUUUCGCAGUUAGUGGUUUCUCCAUGCUGUGGCGCUGUGUCCAUAUUUAUAGGGACCACAAGGAAUAAUUUUGAAGGGAAGAAAGUUGUUUCUCUGGAGUAUGAAGCGUAUGUGCCAAUGGCAGAGGCUGAAAUUAGGAAAAUACUUUCUGACAUCAGACAGAAGUGGCCAUCGGUCAGGCACGUGGCUGUGUAUCACAGACUUGGUGUGGUUCCGAUAACUGAAGCUAGUGUCAUCAUUGCGGUAUCUUCACCGCACAGAAAUGACUCUUUGGAUGCUGUGAAAUAUUGUAUAAACACAUUAAAGGCAACAGUGCCUAUCUGGAAAAAGGAAUUGUAUGAAGAAGGCUACACAUGGAAAGAAAACAAAGAAUGUUUUUGGAGAAAACAAGAUGAUGUAUAGUACAGUCAAUUAGGCUCAGUCCACAGAUCACUGGUUUCAUAUUUUUGAUAAAAAACAAACAAAAACAAAACAAUGAGCAGUUUAAUCCAAUUCAUAUUUGUUCCUUGUAUUGUCAUUAUUAAAUCCCUUAAACUAAAA
Molecule: messenger RNA, 606 nt
Organism: Pseudophryne corroboree (corroboree frog)
Lineage: Eukaryota; Metazoa; Chordata; Amphibia; Anura; Myobatrachidae
Product: molybdopterin synthase catalytic subunit-like
Exons: 4
Coding region: 1-468 (155 amino acids)
Biological process (GO): Mo-molybdopterin cofactor biosynthetic process
Cellular component (GO): cytosol
Molecular function (GO): molybdopterin synthase activity
Source: RefSeq, a predicted model, not a curated record